Molecule: messenger RNA, 4331 nt
Organism: Hemicordylus capensis (graceful crag lizard)
Lineage: Eukaryota; Metazoa; Chordata; Lepidosauria; Squamata; Cordylidae
Gene: BMS1
Product: BMS1 ribosome biogenesis factor
Exons: 23
Coding region: 172-4047 (1291 amino acids)
Biological process (GO): ribosome biogenesis; endonucleolytic cleavage of tricistronic rRNA transcript (SSU-rRNA, 5.8S rRNA, LSU-rRNA); maturation of SSU-rRNA from tricistronic rRNA transcript (SSU-rRNA, 5.8S rRNA, LSU-rRNA)
Cellular component (GO): nucleus; 90S preribosome
Molecular function (GO): U3 snoRNA binding; GTPase activity; GTP binding
Source: RefSeq, a predicted model, not a curated record
CUUCAUGUAUUGCCUUCCUUCCCGUAUGGAACUAAUCUUUGCGAGUUGCUGUUUCUGGAGGAGGAAUGUGGCGGAGAGCGGCUUCAGGGGCACGCGGUUUCUUGCUGGGCUGUCCAUGAGGAGAAGCAGACGGAGAUUUGGACUGGUCAUAGCUGAUAACUGGGGGAAAGGAUGGAUGAGAAGGACAAGAAACAACAUCGCAAGAGGCACAGUGGCCCGAAGGCUGGCAAGAAAAAGAAGCGUCAUUUGAAAGACCUUGGACUUGAAGAUGAGGAGGAUGCCCGGAAGAGAAACCCAAAGGCCUUUGCAGUCCAGUCUGCAGUCCGGAUGGCUAGAACGUUUCACAGGACUCAGGAUUUGAAGACUAAAAAGCAUCACAUUCCAGUGGUUGAUCGUACUCCUUUGGAUCCUCCACCUGUGGUAGUGGUUGUAGUUGGCCCUCCGAAAGUUGGGAAGAGCACGUUGAUACAGUGCCUUAUUAAGAAUUUCACAAGGCAGAAGUUGGUAGAAAUCCGGGGCCCUGUAACAAUUGUGUCAGGUAAAAAGCGUAGGCUAACGAUAAUUGAAUGUGGAUGUGAUAUCAAUACAAUGAUUGAUCUAGCUAAAGUUGCUGAUCUGGUGUUGAUGCUUAUUGAUGCCAGUUUUGGAUUUGAAAUGGAAACAUUUGAAUUCCUGAACAUUUGCCAAGUGCACGGCUUUCCCAAAAUCAUGGGUGUUCUUACACACUUGGAUACCUUCAAGAAUAACAAACAACUCAAAAAGACUAAAAAGAGAUUGAAGCAUAGAUUCUGGACUGAAGUAUACCAGGGUGCCAAACUGUUCUAUCUCUCUGGGAUGAUACAUGGAGAAUAUCAAAAGCAGGAAAUCCACAAUUUGGGGCGCUUUAUCUCUGUUAUGAAAUUUCGUCCCCUCACAUGGCAGACAUCUCAUCCGUAUGUUCUAGCAGACAGGAUGGAAGACUUGACAAAUCCUGAAGACGUCCGAGUUAAUCUGAAGUGUGACAGGAAGGUUUCACUCUAUGGUUACUUAAGAGGCGCCUACUUAAAAAACAAGAGCCAAAUACACAUGCCAGGUGUUGGGGAUUUCACUGUGAGUGACAUCAGUUUCCUGCCCGACCCAUGUGCACUUCCUGAGCACCAGAAGAAGCGGUCCUUAAAUGAGAAGGAGAAGCUGAUUUAUGCCCCAUUAUCAGGUGUUGGAGGAUUAGUGUAUGACAAAGAUGCUGUUUAUAUUGACCUUGGUGGAAGUCAUGCGUAUCAAGCUGAAGAGGAAGAAGUAAGACCAAACCAUGAACUAGUUCAGAGUCUCAUCUCCGCGCACUCUACCAUUGAUGCCAAGAUGGCUGCAAGCAAAGUGUCUCUCUUUAUGGAUUCCAAACCACUAGAGACAGAGGACGUUGAAAAUCAAGGCGUUUUUGCCAUGCCUAAAGAAGAAAAGAUAAUUGAUCCAUACAAUGGGAGGGUGCGACGAAAGGCAGUGUUUGAAGAUGAAGGUGGAGAGAGCGAGGAGGAGGAAGAUGAAGAAAUGUCUGUGGAUGAGGAAGGGGUUGGGAGUGAUGGCCAGGAGGAGGAAGAGGGGGAACAAAGCGAUAAAGUCUUUCCAGACCAGGAGCUUGUUUUGAGACCUUCCAAGCGGUUUAAAAAAGAAGCCGAACAUUCAACCCUCACAGAAAUGCCAGCAUUUGCUGACAGUGAUGACAGUCUUGAGAUGAGUUCAGGUGAGGAAGAAGAAGAAGAAACUGGUCUUGAUGGUAGCAUGCAAGAGACAGAUGGAAAUGGACAAGAACGUGGGGAGAGGAUUGCUGAUUCUGAAGCUGCACUCAGAAAUACAGAUUCCCUUAACAGGCCUGAACACUAUGAAACAGAGAAAAAAUACAAAGAUUUGAGAAAUAUUAGGAACCUUGGUAAAAUAGUGGCUCCCACUACAGAUUCUGGAAAUGGCACAGUUGAAGAAGCAUCAGCAUCUGAAUUGGACGAAUCCUUGUCUGAGGAGGAGGAGGAGGGAGGAGGAAAAUCAAUGAAAGAUUCUGAUACAGAAGAGUCUGAUGGGAAAGAUUCCCAAGCCCCGAGUGUUGGAAUUAAAAAACAUGAAUCAAAGUCUGUGAAAAAUGAUGAUGUUGAAAGUCUUUUGAAAGAGGAAGAAGAGUAUAAAGAAGCAUCUGACUUUUCUGCAGACACAGCUGGUGCACUUAAAUGGAAAGAAGGCCUUGCGCAAAAAGCAGCAGAAGCCUUCCUGAAGCAGCAGCAGUCGGCUCCCAAUCUCCGCAAACUUAUUUAUGGAACAGUGGCUGAGGAUGAGGGGGAAGACGAUGAAGCAAAUGAAGAACUUGGAGGGUUGUUUCAUGUCAGCCGUCCUGACAAAGAAUCAAAACGAAAAGCUGAUGCCCUCGACUGCUCCAAAUUCCCUGUGGAAGCCCCCAAAGACUGGGACUUAGAUGAGGUUAAGGACAGUAUCAGAGACUGUUUUGUCACUGGAAAUUGGGAAGCUGAUAAAGAUGCCGCAAAACUAUUGAAGGAAGAUGAAGAACUGUAUGGUGAUUUUGAAGACCUUGAGACAGGAACUGUGUACAAAGGCAAACGAACUGACCAAGAAGAUGAGGCAGCAAGUGAAGAAGAGGAUGAUGAAGUGAAAGACAACAAAGAUAAUGAGGAAGAAGAGGAAAAGAAGCAGCGCAUGGAUAAGAAACGUAAAUUGAAGGAAAUGUUUAAUGCUGAAUAUGAUGAUGGGGAUGCUACCUACUUUGAUGAUCUGAAAGGGGAGAUGCAGAAACAGGCUCAGCUUAACAGGGCUGAAUUUGAAGAUCAAGAUGAUGACACCAGAAUUCAGUAUGAGGGCUUCCGGCCUGGAAUGUAUGUCCGGAUUGAACUUGAGAAUGUCCCUUGUGAACUGGUACUGAAUUUUGACCCCCAUUACCCAAUUAUCCUGGGUGGCCUGGGAAACACUGAAGGAAAUGUGGGCUAUGUGCAGUUGCGUCUGAAGAAGCAUCGCUGGUAUAAGAAAAUCCUUAAGACCCGCGAUCCUUUAAUUUUGUCAUUGGGCUGGAGGAGAUUUCAGACCAUCCCAAUGUACUACAUUGAAGACCAUAAUGGCCGUCACAGGCUGCUUAAGUAUACACCUCAGCAUAUGCAUUGUGGGGCAACUUUCUGGGGUCCUAUUACACCACAAGGGACAGGAUGUCUGGCCAUCCAGUCAGUGAGUGGGACAACACCUGAUUUUCGGAUAGCUGCUACUGGAGUUGUGCUUGACUUAGAUAAGUCCAUAAGAGUUGUGAAGAAAUUAAAACUGACUGGUUUCCCAUUCAAAAUUUACAAGAAUACAGCAUUUGUCAAGGGAAUGUUUAACUCUGUACUGGAAGUGGCUAAGUUUGAAGGUGCAGCCAUUCGUACUGUGAGUGGUGUCCGAGGGCAGAUAAAAAAGGCACUGCGAACGCCAGAGGGGGCCUUCAGGGCAACAUUUGAAGAUAAAUUACUAAUGAGUGAUAUUGUCUUCAUGCGGACUUGGUACCCUGUGUCCACCCCAGCCUUCUAUAAUCCAGUAACGUCCUUGCUAAAGCCUGUUGGUGAAAAGGACUCCUGGGUAGGAAUGAAGACAACAGGCCAGCUGAGGCAUGAGAAGGGCAUCAGACUAAAACAAAACAAGGAUUCACUGUAUAAGCUCAUAAUGCGGGAGAAGAAGCAUUUCAAUAAACUGCAUAUUCCAAAAGCACUUCAGAAGGCCCUACCAUUUAAGAGCAAGCCCAAAAUGCAAGAAGGUAAAGGAAAAGUCACAAAGGAUAAGUGGAGACCGGCUGUUAUCAGAGAGCCUCACGAAAAGAAGAUUGCAGCACUGCUCACUGCUUUGAGUACAGUACACCGCUACAAGGUAAAGAAAGCCAAAGUGAAACACCGCCAGCAGCUUAAAGGCCACCUUAAAGUGAAGCAGAAAGAGGAGGAAGAGAAGCUUAAAAGACAGAAAGAAGCAAAGAAGAAACUCUUCCGCAUUAUUGGACAGAGGGAGAAGAAGAAGCAGAAGUCGAGCCUGAAGGGAUCUGCUGCAAGAGAGAAGUGAAUUUUGAGCACCUCUUCACAGACAGCAAGAAGACAUUUUCCUCCAGAGUAUUUAAUGAAGAGCAGGACUCCUGCUCCAAUAACAGCCUAGAUUCCAGUGAACUUGCCUGGGUGGAAACCAUGGAGAGAGGCAAAUGGGACAUUACUUGUCACUUGAAAACAUAGAUGACAGAUGUAAAUUAUGGUUUGUAGUGUUACCAAAGUAUGCUUGUCGAAAACUGCAGGCAUUGCACACUGCACAGUAUCUGAGCAUUCAUUAAAGUAUUGUAAUUUUUGAUUGUUUAA